AUGGCUUUCAACAGAAGACGCGAGAGCAUGGUCCGACUCGAGGCACUAGGACACCGCCCGGACUAUUUUGGUGACGUUGCCAGCGUCAGCAACCACUCCGACGCCGAGGGCUCGGCUAUCGACAUCAACGACCGGCGUAAUUGGGAGGUCGACAGCAGCAACGGCAGCACUGUUGCCAUCGUCUACGAUAAGAAGCCGCCUCCGGGGCUGCUUGCUACUCGUGCGUUGAAGCAGCGCCGUGAUCGUGAGAUGGACGUUCCCAGCACCGCAUUCGGUGUUGACGAGACGGUUAGCUCUCACGGUGAGCACGUCGAGCCGAAGAGCGAUCAUCGAGUGAAGAAACUACGUCGCCCUCGCGAUGAGGCUACUUUGGCUCAGCUGGAAGCCGGCAGUCCUGCGCAGCUCAGACCGGCUACAGGCCUCUCCGGGUCCCGGCAUCCUGCGAGCAUGAAGCCGGGAUCCGGACGACCGACCCAGAAUGGGGAUAAGCAGGGCGGCGAGCCAUCCCGACAAACACAGCACCCUGCCAUGCUUCGUCCUGGCCCCGCAGCUCCUCCUCAGGGGCGGAGCGAGUAUGGUGACGACUCGUCCAAGCGGCAGCGUCACCCGUCCGUGAUGCGUCCCGGCUCAGCAGCUGGCGAGCCCUUGGCGAAGCGCACGAGUUACGGCGGAUUCAAGCCUCAGAAGCCCGUCUACCGGGAGCCGUCCCAGCAAUCCAGCUCAGAGCGACCAGUUUCGACACAUACGGCCUACCAGCCCCCAGCGCCGGAGCCGAGCCAGAGCAGGCAGAGCAGCACAAAGCAACAGAACCUCAACCUCUACGGGGCGCCUAUGCGCGACGAUGGCGGCAGCGACGACGACCUGCGCAGCAACUACACCAGCGCGACGUAUUCGUUCACCCCCAACGACUCAAAGCCCCUGGCCAGGAGCGGCGUUCAGUCCUCGCGGAUCAGCCAGCGCAGCAACCGCCAGACACCGCAUUCCGCAGCCGCAUCCCCAUACGGUGUCGGCAUCGAGUUGGUCUCGUCCACCCAAGCAAUGACCCCAGUUCGCGGUCGCGGCCGCGGCAGCAUCCCUUCCAGAGGCUCUUCCACAAGCCAGGCCCCACCCACCCCAGCGAGACGCGAUGCCAGUCCCUCGCGCGGGGCCUGGACCUCAGACCAUCCGCGCCAGAAGCGCGGCUCGUUCGUGGAUCGCGCACAGCAGCAUAUCCAGCGAAGUAUCCGCGAGCAUUUGGUGAAGGCCGGUCUUCGACCGCUGCCGAGCUUCGAGGUGAAGAGCGUGUGCAAGUCGCCCGUCGUGGACUACGCACCCGAGUACUCGUGGCAGAGGCCCGCGCGGGAUAUUCCUGCGGUGACGCCGUAUCGGCCGGCCAGGGGCAUUGAAUGGCCUGGGCAGAGCACCACUAAGACUUACAAGAGCCCCGUGAAGAAGACCAGCGACGAGCUCUUCCUCGGGAGUCCGAGCGAGCCUCGCGCCUCAGGGCUGUUCGAGCCCAAGUGGACGGGCCCGCACCGCCGCCAAGGCGCGCCCGAGCUGAGGGUCGAUACCAACAUCCCGACCUGUGCCGAGCUCGAGACCCCGAUGCAUUCUGCGGGUAUCCCCGCGCAUUCGGACGCUCCCGUGGAGCUUGAGACGGACCUCGAGCCCUUCCCGGCGUUCUCGCAGACCGAAGCCGACGCCGUGGCGGACCUGCCCGAUGAUUUCGGCGGCGUCGGGGUGCAGAGGAACGACUCGCUGCACCUGGGCCCCGGGGCGAUCCGCGAUCCGGCUGGCUACUCGUUCUACGCCCCCGAGUGGUCGCAGCGGCGGGUGCUGGCCGAGGUUGAGCGGAAUGCGAGGGCGCAGCCGGAGCCGCUUGAUGACCGUAGGUGUUUGCCUAGUGGUACGCGCCGCUUGUCGCGGGACGAGAGCGAGCGGGAGGUGCGGUAUUCGCAGCACCAGCAGUACCAGGCUCAGCAGUCGCAAUAUCGCCUCCCGGCUCCUGUCCCGGCUCCCGGUUCUGUGGCCCAGGGUCGUGGACUUAGCCGGAAGAAGGGCACUGGUCAGCUGAGGUGA
Anthostomella pinea is the source of this 2058-nucleotide messenger RNA. NCBI's taxonomy places the organism in Eukaryota, Fungi, Ascomycota, Sordariomycetes, Xylariales, Xylariaceae. The record is from the annotation of a GenBank genome assembly.